Mastomys coucha (southern multimammate mouse) is the source of this 1245-nucleotide messenger RNA. It is a transcript of the gene Aanat, whose product is annotated as aralkylamine N-acetyltransferase. The record is from RefSeq and is a predicted model, not a curated record. The transcript is spliced from 3 exons. The coding region runs from base 56 to 679 and encodes 207 amino acids. NCBI's taxonomy places the organism in Eukaryota, Metazoa, Chordata, Mammalia, Rodentia, Muridae. Gene Ontology annotation, biological process: response to light stimulus; melatonin biosynthetic process; circadian rhythm. Gene Ontology annotation, molecular function: aralkylamine N-acetyltransferase activity. Gene Ontology annotation, cellular component: cytoplasm.
UUGCUAAGGGACCACUUCUGAAGCUGGGGAACCCUAGGGAGGGUUCAGUGGCCAGAUGCCCAUGUUGAACAUCCACUCCCUGAAACCUGAGGCCCUGCACCUGCCACUUGGGACCUCAGAGUUCCUAGGCUGCCAGCGGCGCCACACACUCCCUGCCAGUGAGUUCCGCUGCCUCACGCCCGAGGAUGCCACCAGUGCGUUUGAGAUUGAGCGGGAAGCCUUUAUCUCUGUCUCGGGUACCUGUCCCCUCUACUUGGAUGAGAUCCGGCACUUCCUAACCCUGUGUCCAGAGCUGUCACUGGGCUGGUUUGAGGAGGGCUGCCUUGUGGCCUUCGUCAUCGGCUCACUCUGGGACAAGGAGAGACUUACUCAGGAGUCGCUGACACUACACAGGCCCGGAGGCCGCACAGCCCACCUGCACGUACUGGCGGUGCACAGAACCUUCCGGCAGCAGGGCAAGGGCUCUGUCCUGCUAUGGAGAUACCUCCACCAUCUGGCCAGUCAGCCGGCCGUGCGCCGGGCUGUGCUCAUGUGUGAGGAUACCCUGGUACCCUUCUAUGAGAAAUUUGGCUUCCAGGCUGUGGGCCCAUGUGCCAUCACCGUGGGCUCUCUCACCUUCACGGAGCUACAGUGUUCCUUAUGGUGCCACGUCUUCCGGCGCAGGAACAGUGGCUGCUGACCCAAGCUGCGCCCUUGGUCAUGUCAAGGGUGGGAAUGAUGACAGCUCAGGGGCUCCUGUCCACCUCCCAUGUCACAUCCUUCUCUGCCUCGAGCCCAUCCAACUAGAGCUGGCUAGCAUGAAGGGAGACAGCGGUUCCCAACUGGAGUAGAGAGGUAAGGGUCAAUAAAGAGGGCAGGAGGUGGCCUCCCUUCAGCACAGGCUGCUGUCUGUCCCAGGGGACCUCUUGCCUUCUGAACUGGGCACAAAGGCAAGGGAGCAGCAGCGGGAGGUUUGUCCCCACAGUUCUCCUCUGCCUGCUCUGUUUCUGUGCUUCAGUGUAGUGCCCUGGUCCUUGGGAGCUCUCACACCUGGCCAUGUGACAUCCCAUCCUAACACUGGGAAUGAGGGACAGCCAGGAGCUGGGGACUUGGGAAUGGUGGCAUCCUUGGGGUAGGGACAUGCUGCAGAGCCACACCAAACUGCACUCGGGCACCAAUGUGCAGGCCCACCUGCCUGCUUCCCUGGUUCCCCCACCAGCCCCAGGACUGGCACCUCUGCCCACGAAUAAAGCAGUUAUGUCCCCA